Messenger RNA from Candidula unifasciata, 501 nucleotides. The record is from the annotation of a GenBank genome assembly. Lineage: Eukaryota; Metazoa; Mollusca; Gastropoda; Stylommatophora; Geomitridae.
AUGAGCUCCACUGCAGUAGUGCCUGCAUAUCUUCUCUGGUCAAAUGCAACAGACAUUUUGUUCUUCAAUGUGCUCGGGGUCCUGGUAUGUCUGUAUGCCUUACAUGUGGAGGUCAGCAAGGAGAAGGACCCAUCGUACAAAGCCAUGUGUGACAUCAGUGAAUACAUGAGCUGUUCCAGGGUGCUAACUUCCCAGUACAGUCAAGGCUUUGGAGUCAUGCAUUUGUUCUUUGGAAAAAACCACAUGCUCAACUCAAGAAACUGCAACAUUGGCUUGGUUGUCUUCAUUGUUCACAUCAUAAUUUGCAUCUUGCUGCCAGGUCCUAUAGCCUCAACCAUCAUGUACUGCAGUGCAUUUGUUUGUGUCAUGGGAAGCAUCUACCUUGCUUUUAUCCUGUUAUUUGUACUCAAGGACGUGUGUUUGGUCUGCUUUGCAACAUACGUCAUUAACGGCUGCCUGCUGUAUCUGACACACAGCAUGUACCAAUUCUACCAUGCAUAG